Molecule: messenger RNA, 4723 nt
Organism: Caenorhabditis elegans
Lineage: Eukaryota; Metazoa; Nematoda; Chromadorea; Rhabditida; Rhabditidae
Gene: uggt-1
Product: UDP-Glucose Glycoprotein glucosylTransferase
Exons: 12
Coding region: 7-4488 (1493 amino acids)
Biological process (GO): glycoprotein biosynthetic process; UDP-glucosylation
Cellular component (GO): endoplasmic reticulum lumen
Molecular function (GO): UDP-glucose:glycoprotein glucosyltransferase activity
Source: RefSeq, marked reviewed
GUAAUUAUGAACCUAACAGGUUUAUUAAUAUUUUUUUGCCAUAUUGCGGUUCUCGCAGCUCUCGAAAAGAAAGGAGUUCACACAUCUCUUAAAGCAAAUUGGGAUUCAACGUCACUUUUAGCCGAAGCAAGUGAGUUCAUCGCGGAAGAAAAUGAGAAAUUGUUUGUAAAAUUCAUCGAUAUUGUAAACAAAGAUGUCGGUACAUUGAAUUGGGAAAAAUUAACGGAUGAGCAAAAAUACGAGUACACAAUCAAGACGGCAGGCAAAGUACUGUCAACAUCAUCUGUGGACCUUCUCAAGUUUGCUUUGGCUCUUCGCCAGUAUUCUCCACGUGUUCAAUCCUUCCAGCAGAUUGCUGUUGAAUAUGGAGAGAAAUGUGAUGUCUUUGUCGUGGUCGGCGAACAAGUUUCAUGUGAAUACACUAAGCUGGAAAAAAUGAUCAAGGACGCAAAAACGAACAGCCAAGUGCUUGAGUCGGAUCAUAUUUUUGGUGAGAAGGAUUUGAAGCAGGCAGCGAUUUUGUACGGAGAGCUGGGUACAACUUCUUUCGCCAAAGCUUGGGAAAAGUUGAGCAAACUGCAAAAGACCAAGCUCAUUUUCCGUCAUUUUUCAAAGAAAACUGAUUCUCACCCAGUGUCACUUUCCGGAUACGGUGUAGAACUUGCUAUCAAGAACACGGAGUACAAGGCUGUCGACGAGAGCAGUGAAAAGAAAAAUGUAGAAGAAGACGAAGCUGAUCUUUUUGGAUUCAACAUUAAACUUCUCAAAGAACUUCACCCAGAUUCCGUAGAUGCCAUUGAAUCAUUCCGUGUGAACCUAAAGGAAUCCGACGAAUUGACUCCAUUGAAAAGAUGGGAACUUCAAGAUCUCAGUUACCAAGCAGCGCAGAAAAUUGUCAAUGCAGGGCCAGCUGAUGCUAUUGGAACUCUGGAGGAAUACUCCCAAAACUUCCCAACUCAUGCUCGUGCUCUUGCAAAGACGUCAGUCUCAGAUCUUUUAAGGAAAGAGGUUCUCCAAAAUCGCAAGAUGCUAGAGAAGGCAAGCAUUGAAGUUGGAGAAACAUCGUUGUACAUCAAUGGAAUCAAUCAAGAUAUUAACAGCCUUGAUUUGUUCAAGUUAGCUGAUCUCCUCAAGCAAGAGAAUAAACUCGCCGAUGGUUUCCAUAGUAUGGGAAUUAACCGCGAGUAUUUGUCAAUUCUUGUUGGAAUGGACACUUCUGAUGAUGAGAAGACAACUUAUGCAGUCGAUCACAGAGAGGGAUAUCCAUUCUUUAUCAAUAAUCUGGACACUGACAAAAAGUACAAACAAUGGGGAAACAGUGUCAAGCUUAUGCUCCAACCAUACUACCCGGGAAUGAUCCGACCAAUUGCACGUAAUUUGUUCAGUUUGGUAUUCGUAGUGGAUCCAAGUACUUCCGAAGGCCGGAAAUUCCUUAGAAUUGGGCAGACAUUUAACAGUCACGAUAUUGCUAUGAGAAUCGGAUACAUCUUUGCUGUUAACCAGGAUACUAAAGCCAGUGGAGAAACAGAUCUUGGAGUUGCCCUUCUCAAUCUCUUCAACUUUGUUUCCAUCGACUCUUCAAAUGCCGAUGCACUGAAAGUUCUCAACAACUUCCUUGAUGACUAUCGCUCUAAAGACCCAACUAUUGAGGAUAUCAAAGAAUUCUUCGAGGCUAAAUUCAGUGAUGCCAGCUUCUCCGAUGUGUUUGGAGUCAACUCUGAUUAUGAUAAAGGACGCAAGCAUGGAUUUGAAUUUGUGCAAAAGACUGGUCUUAACUCGGCACCGAAGGUUCUCCUCAACGGUUUCAUUUUGGACGAUGAAGGGGUUCGCGGCGACAAUAUUGAAGAGACUAUUAUGAUGGAAGUUAUGAAGAUCUCUCCAAAAAUCCAAAGAGCCAUUAUGGAAGGAAAACUGACCGACCGUAUGAAUGUUGGAAACUGGGUUCUCGAACAAAAGGAUGUCAUGCCAAGAAUUAACAAGCGAAUUUUAUCCGCUCCAAGCAAGAAGACCUAUGUUGAAAUUCUUGGAUCAAUGGAUUGCAAAUCAUUGAAGGAUGUGGAAAACCUUUCGGAUUCGGACAAAGCUGGAUGUCUUCUCCAAACUACAAAGUACUUACAAAAAGCAUCAGCCGAUUCUAUUUUGCCAGUCACAUUAUGGGUGGUCGCUGACGCCGAGGCUGCAUCGGGACGUCGUUUCAUUUACAAUUCACUUCAAAUAUUGAAAAACUCUGCCAACUCUAGAGUUGGAAUCAUCUUCAAUCCAGAAAGUGUUGAAAAGGCAUGCGAGUCAAACAGCAUCUCUUCGUACAUUAGAGCUGCUCUUGAUUUUCUUCCGAUGGACCAAGCUAAGCGAUUGAUUCUCAAGUUGAGCAAUGAGGAGUAUGCAGCUGACUUCAUUUCUGGAAAAAUCACAUUUGACGAUCUUAGUGUUGGUGGUAUGGAUACUGCUAAAUUCCUUGCCGAUAAGAAGAAACUUGACUGUGAAAGAACUCGAUUGGAGUCUCAGAUUGUGAAAAAAGUACUCGAUAUCUCAUCUGGUGGCCGUGUUGUUGUUGGAAAUGCUCUCCAAGUUGGACCUCUUGAAAGCUCAGAACAUUUCGAAGCUGCUGAUUUCAAACUUUUGGAAAGUAUGUUGUUGAGCAGAGGUGCUGAAGUUAUUUCUUCUCAUCUCAAGAAGUGGGAGUUUGACGUUUCCAACGGAGUUGGAUCAAACACGGUUUUCUCGAUUGCUGGACACGUUGGAAAGCACGCUUCUUCACAGAAACGCACAUGGGUUAGCAUCCAAGGAGAUGAGCACAGUGUUGUCACACUUCCAGCUGAUGAAAUGGAUCGACCAGCUGUUGACGUUCUUGCCGUUGUUGAUCCACUCACUAUGGAAGCACAAAAACUCGGAUCGAUUCUCCAUUUGAUUAAAAAGGUUACAAACUGCGAAAUCAAAAUUGUGAUGAAUCCAAAAGAUAAGCACUCUGAACUUCCGUUGAAGAGAUUCUACAGAUACGCUGCUGCUUCUGAAUUGAGUUUCGAUCACAAUGGAAACUUGAACACAAAUGUUGUCAGGUUCGAUAAUCUUCCCAGUAAGCAACUUCUGACACUUUCGCUGCAAGCUCCCGACUCAUGGAUAGUGGAAGCCGUUUCUGCCAAGUAUGAUUUGGAUAACAUCAAGAUGGAACAAGCCAACGGAGAUGUCACUGCCGAGUUUGCACUCCAACACUUACUUCUCGAUGGACAGUGUUUCGACGAAGUUAGUGGUCAACCACCACGCGGUCUGCAGUUCACUUUGGGAACGGACAAGAACCCUAAACAAUUUGAUACAAUCGUUAUGGCUAAUUUAGGAUAUUUCCAACUUAAAGCAAAUCCUGGUGCUUGGAAACUAGAGAUCCGUGAUGGAAAAUCUAGUGAGAUUUACAAGAUUGGAUCGCAUGUUGGAGCGGAGAAGAUUGGGGAGGAUGUGCUUCAAGUUGUUAUUGACUCAUUCACUGGUAAAUCAGUAAGAGUUCGUGUUGAAAAACGUGAAGGCAUGGAGGAGAGAAAUCUUCUUUCCGACGAUGAAGAAGGUGUUUGGAGCAGUCUUAGCAACUUGGUGAGCAGCAAAGAAAAAACCCAGGAAGUGAUCAAUGUAUUUUCUCUCGCAUCCGGUCACUUGUACGAACGGUUCAUGAGAAUCAUGAUUGUCUCGGUCAUGAAGAACACGAAGCAUCCAGUUAAAUUCUGGCUUCUCAAGAACUACCUGUCGCCACAAUUCAAAGAGACACUUCCAACUCUUGCCAAGCACUAUGGUUUCGAGUAUGAACUGAUCGAGUACAAGUGGCCAAGGUGGCUUCACCAGCAGAAGGAGAAACAACGUAUUAUGUGGGGAUUCAAGAUUCUUUUCCUUGAUGUACUCUUCCCACUUGAUGUUCAAAAGGUGAUCUUUGUGGACGCUGACCAGGUGGUGCGUGCUGAUUUGAUGGAGCUGAUGAAGUUUGAUCUUGGAAAUGCGCCAUACGGAUAUGUGCCAUUCUGUGAAAGUAGAAAGGAGAUGGACGGAUUCCGAUUCUGGAAGCAAGGAUAUUGGGCGAACCAUCUCGCUGGGAGAAGAUAUCACAUUAGUGCUCUCUACGUUAUUGAUCUUCAAAAGUUCCGUCAAAUCGCUGCCGGAGAUCGUCUUCGUGGACAAUAUCAAGGACUAUCUGGCGAUCCAAACAGUCUGGCUAACUUGGAUCAAGACUUGCCAAAUAACAUGAUCCAUCAGGUUAAGAUCAAAUCGCUUCCACAAGAGUGGCUUUGGUGUGAGACUUGGUGCGAUGAUGGAAGCAAGAAGAAUGCAAAGACUAUUGACUUGUGCAACAACCCGCUCACAAAAGAGCCAAAGCUCGACUCAGCCGCCAGAAUUAUUGGAGAAUGGAAAACGUAUGAUGACGAAAUCCGGGAAGUCAUUUCUGGACAUUCUUCUGAUAACCCUUCGGAUAAUGUCAUUUCUGAAAAUGAUGACUCUCACACGGAACUUUAAAUUAAUCUUUUCAUAUGCCAAGUUUACCCGUUAUUUAUUGAAAAUGUUUCCAAUCACCAUUAUGAUAUUCAAAACUCUGGGUAUAUUUUUUUCCAAAUCAGUCGAUUCGCUUUUUCUGCUAUUUAUUUUUUAGCUUUUGACUAUGAGAGCUUUCAAAAUUUCAUUUUCAAAUAUUGUCAAACUUGUGAUGAAUCUUUGAAACAUUUUUUUGCCUCUCUCUAUCCAAUAAAUAUUU